Molecule: messenger RNA, 207 nt
Organism: Gongylonema pulchrum
Lineage: Eukaryota; Metazoa; Nematoda; Chromadorea; Rhabditida; Gongylonematidae
Source: the annotation of a GenBank genome assembly
AUGUCACCGAAAAUCAAUGCCUUUCACCUGUACAGCGAAAUUCGCCUUGAAAAAAAUCCGAACGUCAAAGAGGAUCAUCAUCUAAUGACGCUCAAUGUUUGCUCACGAUUUGCUGCACCGAACGCAUUUUGCCUAAAAAUAACAGGAUGGUGGGUCAUAGAAAUUGGAAGCCACUGGGAAGUGCGUAACAACUCAUCUGCCGAAUAA